Dermacentor albipictus is the source of this 3991-nucleotide messenger RNA. Its product is annotated as major facilitator superfamily domain-containing protein 6-like. Lineage: Eukaryota; Metazoa; Arthropoda; Arachnida; Ixodida; Ixodidae. Gene Ontology annotation, cellular component: membrane. The record is from RefSeq and is a predicted model, not a curated record.
GCUUUACGCUGGACCGGCUAACAAAGCCUGAAGAUUUUUCGCGACAGCCGUAAUAUGUAUGAGCGUGGUCGGCUUUCGGCCUGAGCGGUCGAUGGGCAGUUGGGAUAGCUCGAGGAUCGCUAGCACACUUACCUUCUCAGAGACAAGCACACCGCGGCGAUGGAAUCCUGCUGGACCCGAUGCCUACCGAAGUCCGUCAACAGGCAGCUGCUGCCGCUGAAGGCCCACUUUUUUCUCUACCUGGCUGGACAAGCAUGCGUGUCCCCGUACCUGGCGGUGAUCGGGCGACAGGUAGGAAUAAACGCUGCCACGAUCGCUGUCAUCUUCGCCAUAACACCAUUGGCCGCCGUCAUCGUAAAGCCGCUGUGUGGAGUUGUCAUCGACCGGACGCAAAACGCCACUGCCGUAAUUGUCUUUCUUCAAGCCAUCUUGAUCGUCUCCCAUGGGGUUGUUUUCUUCAGCCCCAGCUUCAAAGCCGACGCGGGUAGUUUGUUCACCGGUUACAUAAACUGCAACUCUAGUCAGCUGAUCGUAUCGAACGCAAGUCCGGCCGCUAGCGUUCUCUCCGGGGCUAGCGAAAGUGCCCCGCUUCCCUGCAACUUGACAGUGAUUGACGAUGACUAUUCAGUGAACGUCAACGUCACGAGUGCCUCGUACACCCUGGUUAACUUAAGAGGCCUGUCCGACAUAUGCAUGAAUGCGAUGGUUAACGAGAGCGUUGCCAGUGAAAUUUUCGCCGCCCUGCACUGUCCACGCGAUGCCACUCAGUACGACGGCAAAUUCUGGAUCUACACCAUUUCGAUCGUCGUCGCCUGGACGUCUGCGGUAACCCUGUACACCGUCACGGAUGCUGCCGUCUGCGAGUUGCUGGCCGACAACGUGAGCGCUUUCGGGCGCCAACGUCUCUGGGGCACCAUCAGUUGGGGCGUUGUGAGCCCGCUGAUCGGAUUCAUGAUCGACGAAGCCAGUGACCCUACCCACACCGACUACAAGCCGGGCUUCUAUUUCUUCGCGGCCUUCAUGGCCUUGGACGUGUUCCUCAUACUCUGCAUGCCCCGCUUGCGUACGGCAGACUUGUCCAUGAACUUUCUCAGGGACAUCGCGACCCUGUUCUGCAACGCCGAGAUCGUGCUGUUCAUCGUGUGGACGUUCGUAGCUGGCGCCCUCAUGGGUGUCGUAUGGUCCUUCAACACAUGGUAUCUGGAAGACCUGCACGCCUCUAAGCUCUUGAUCGGCCUGACCAACACGGUGAUGUGCUUGUGCGUGGAGUUACCGUUUUUCUUCAUUUCCAAAACAAUACUCGAGAGCAUCGGGUACUACUUAUCCUACUCGGCGGCUUUACUGAUGUUGUCAAUCAAGUUCAUCGGCUAUUCGUAUCUUGUCAAUCCCUGGUACGGGCUCAUCGUGGAUAUCCCGGGCGGCACCGUCUUUCCACUCGCCUACUCCGCCAUGACUGUGUUCGCCAAGCGGGCGGCUACUCCUGGGACGACUGCUUCGAUGAUGUGCAUCUUGGGCUCGACUUUGGAAGGUCUCGGCAUCGCCGCCGGAAAUCUACUGGGCGGAAUGAGCAUUGACAAAAUCGGCGCCCGGCUCACAUUCCGCUAUCUCGGCUACGUAUCUGCGGGGUGCGCAAUUUUGUGCACUCUGACCUACCUGUGUCUUCGGUACCUGGGCAGUGGCCGUUUAGGGGCUACUCCCCGAUCGGAGAAGCUCGGCCUGACGGGUGCCAAGGAACAGGAUGCCCGGCUGUGUGACAUUGCUGCCAACAACGAAUGCGCCGAGGGCACUUACUUGUGAGAAUUCCCCGGUUGCUGCGCACAUUGGUUUCCCGGAGCACAGCUGCAAAGCGACUGUUCAGUCAUCACCCGCAUAGGGACGUUCGGAUCUUCGAGGACACCACAGGAACCUACCCUUACUCAGUGACAUUCAAUCCUGCCAAUCUCACGGCUUUUUUUAGCCAUUGGGAGACCUGUGUACUGAACCUCGGCAACUCUGCGCUGGUGUAGGUGCCAUGUGUUCGUGCUUUUUCAAGACUAGGCCUUGCGAAGCUGAUAAGUAUUGGCGUAACGUACUAUGUGAAGGUGGCGUGCGUCACCGUUGUCGAUAGAACACUCUGCGUGCGUCAACGUUGUCGAUAGAACACUCUGCGGAAAGCGUCAGAAAUAUCGGUAGCUGCGGCUUGAGUCAGGCAUGGUUAUCUUCACUGUCUGAAAGUGCUUUAUUUAAAAUAUCGUUAGAGUUACGCGCACGUAAAACUUGUGCCACCUAAUCUAAGCACCUUCAGCAUAUUUUAACUUCGGAUCGCGAAAUAAGCGUUGUCUUUUCGUGGUUUGAUACUGACAAUAAUUUUAUCUGCUUCCAAUCGUAUUUCCUGAACAAUGGUGCUUCUGAGCAUAAGUUAAAUCAAAUCGUCCUUUGACAGAACUGAUGUGCGCGAGAGAAAUGCACAGUUCGUUUGAGAAACGGCUGUCGCCUUUGCUUGGCCCCAAAUGCGCUUAAGAACGACGCUGCGCACGAUCUGUCACUUGUUUAGCGUUGGCCACCGAAAUGUUACACUGCGCGUUUUUAUUAGGCGCGCAUUUACCAUAUAGAAGCUCGCAGCUUUUGCGCGACUAGUGAGGCUACGUGUGUUUUCAAGUGGCACAAGUGGCAGCUAAGACUUAGUUUUCCUGAUUGCAUUUCGCGUGGCUAAGCAGCCGGCGUUGUGGGAUCAUUAAACAUACGGUGCGAUGAAGCUUACGAAACGCGCAGGUGUAAGUGCAUGCGUUGAGCUCGUCUCGGGUCGUGUGUUAAAAUCGUCACGCUUGUUGUACUGCAGAGCAGCUACCAUUCUCAGAGCAGCUACUGUUCUAGGCGAGGUGAUCUCAAAAAGAUUGAGAACAAAAAUUCUUGCCUUAGUCAGAGGCGUUCACAGGGUCCGAUAUCACCAUCUCAUUUGUACUAUCGCUUUUUUUUUCAAUACCUGCAGCUUUACGAAGAAAACGGGAGUUUGUGCACACGGUUUUUCUUAUCCUUUCAUUAGAGCGCUUUAGUGCACGGUUGCAUUUCAAAAUGCGUCGCCGGGAAAUCUGGGAAUCCAUUGACAAAAGUGCCUCAAGAGGACAAGGGACUCUUCAGAGAAGCGGUGUUGUGCCAUUUAAGUUCUUCGUGGAGCUCACCUCACAAGCCAUGUGUGACCAAGGGUUUCAAAAGCAACCAAGCCACUUUACUGCUCCGCAUUCGAAUGGGCUCUGCUCGUACCCCUGCGUGGAUGUAUGAGACUGGCCUGGCGUUGUCUCCAUUAUGUUCAACCUGUGGUGCGUGAGGUGACAUAGAACAUUACCUUAUGUGCUGCACUCUGUAUAACGCGGAAAGGAGUGUGUUAUUCGGGUCGCUCAAGAAGACAGGAAUCCCUCACAGCUCUCUUCUGGACAUUGUUUUCCCGCGCGGGAACCAGUUGUGUAGGAAGGAGGUUUCUCGCCUUCCUUUAAAUUACCUGCAGGACACGGAUUUGGCCACCACAUGGUGACCUUAGGAGUGACUAUGUGUAGUUGGGAGGUCUGUGUCUGAUUUAUGUGAUUUAUGUAUUUGAAGUGUCGCUAUGGUGGAGCAAUUGCCGGAAGCAACUGCAAGGCUAAUCCCAGCAGUAGCCUACUCAACUCAACUCAACUGGGCUUACAAUUACUGUGGGGUUGAUUCCUGGUAUACCUGAAGUGUCAGCCACUUUACUCAUUUUGCUCCUGAGCUACAUAUAAAACGAAAAUGACCCAAGUUGGGUCGGUAACUACGUUUUUGAGCUGGAUACUGUUUUACUUGUUUUUGUUCGGAUCUUGACUGUGAAUAGCACCGUGUUAAAGUAUUAACACAGUGAACGUAGCGACCAGUGUCUACAAUUAGCUAUAGUUUUCGUUUCAGAAAGAAUUUUACACCAUGUAUAUCUUCUUCCCGAGUGCAUCUAUUGUGGUAUGAGUGCCGAGGAGAUUUUGCACUCAAUAAACAUUUUGUUUUUGAA